Molecule: messenger RNA, 1544 nt
Organism: Notothenia coriiceps (black rockcod)
Lineage: Eukaryota; Metazoa; Chordata; Actinopteri; Perciformes; Nototheniidae
Product: protein SHQ1 homolog
Exons: 3
Coding region: 1-777 (258 amino acids)
Biological process (GO): box H/ACA snoRNP assembly
Cellular component (GO): cytoplasm; nucleoplasm
Source: RefSeq, a predicted model, not a curated record
AUGGUGUUGGAUGGGCAGACUUCAAUGGCUGUCAAGUCAGGAAUCAUCAAAAACAGGAAAACCGGUGUCCUCAAAUGCCUGCUGGAUAUUCACAAAGUGUUCAGAGAGAACGACCCGGCCUACAUCCUGAACGACCUGUACAUCACAGACUACUGCACCUGGAUCCAGAGGGUCAAGUCCAAGAAGAUGUCAGCGUUGGCCGCCACGUUGCAAAAAGCUUCCCUGCAGAAAAAAGACUUGGAGCUGGAACUGGAGGAGCUGGAGGAGGCGGCCAAGAUGGUGGCUGAGGAAGAGUCCCACAGUGACAGCAGCAGCUCGUCCAGUGACAGCAGCAGCAGCAGCAGCAGCAGCAGUAGCAGCGACUCCUCGGAUGAGAGCGAGGAAUCUGAGGGGGAAGGAGAGGGAGGGGAGAUGUCUAAGGACAACCCUCCACAGUCCCAACACACCCCAGCUGCCUCUCCCCUCCCCCAGCAGAGCACACUUCUCUCAGCGGAGGACAAGGUGAACGCCCUCCCCUCCGCCUCAGAAGGAUCCAGACAGCUGAUCCAGGAGCUGGGGGAACGGGUGACAGAGGAGCUGAACAUCUCCGAGGACUCCACAGCGGAGGAGAGAACGAGUUCACGGGCGAACGACGGCGGCGCAACGAAAACAGAAGCAACAUCUGCGAGGAACAGCAGCAGCGGGAUUUUGUUAGAGCCGAGUCCUCGCAGGAACCCUCUGCUCAUCGUCCACGCUCAGGAGGACCUCACUGAGGGACUGAGUGCACGAGUCACCUGAGAGACGCUUUUUGAACUGAUGGCUUGUUGUAAGAAACGUUUUUUUUAAUGAUUUCAUUUCUGAUCUUUAGAGCUCGUUUAGAGGACCUUAAUAUCUAUAAAGAAUAGUUUCCUCUGAGUUUAUGAGCUCAUUAAAAUCCUUUUUUUCAUAAUGAUUUUUUAAUGAGCAAGUGUAUGCUUUGAGGUCUCAUUUCAUUAAAGGAAUUAGAGGCAGUCUUCUUUUUCUUCUGCUAUAUGUAAAUCCGCAACCGGUGAGUUAAUUGAAAGAAAAGGGCAUUUAUUUUGGUAAUAGAUUGUUCUUUCAAGUAUUUGAUCACAUUGAAAAAGGAAGUAAAAGCUGUUUUCAGCCUCUUAGAUAUGGAGGUUUCCUGCUUUUCUGUUUUAUAUCAUAAUAAAGGGAAUACAUUUGAGUUUUGGACUGACAAAACAAGACAUUUGAAGAUCUCCUCUUGCAAUGGACAUUUUUCACUAUUUUCUGAUAUUCUACACAUCAAACAAAAAAUCUAUAAUAGCAAGUUGCAACCCUAGCCUUGAGUUAUGUAACACUCUUGCUACUGCUGCCCUAUGUCUAUGCUACAUGCUGUACAAAUGGAUUUAGUCUUGCAUACUGUGUUUUUCUAAAUGUAAUUAUGUAAACUAAUUCAACAGAGUUUGUGAACUAGACCUCUGCUACAAGUGUAAAACUUCUGCUACGAAUGUACAUUUCCAUACUCAUAUCAACAAAUGCAGUCUAUCUAUAUUUGCCUCCAAUAAACCAAACAAAUAUCA